CUGACGUCAUCGUAACGCGGCCAUUUUCGACAGGGUUAAUCGAGUUUGGCUCUCGAUUUGGAGUUGAUUGGAUGCAAUUUCGCGUUUAUACAGACUAAUUGCCUAAGAAGACUAAAGUGUCAGGCAACAUUAAAGGAAGAUGAUGGAAGAGAGCGGAAUAGAGACCACGCCGCCCAGCACUCCUCCACCUCCCCUUAACGCCGCUGCCGCCAUCGGUCCUCCUCCUCUCACAAUAGGUCUUUCUAGUCCACUGAACCUCCCUAGCACAACAGGCAUCUCCACCUUCGCCCCUGAGGGCUUCUCCACACCAGCACCUCCUACUGGAAUGACCUCCACCCUGCCACCCAUUCAGUCCUCUCCUGCCCCUCCAUUCACCCUUAGUCCCAUGAAGCCACUGUCCACAGCAUCUCCAGUUCCUGCUCCUGCUCUGGGUGUGGGUGUGGCGUUCAGCAGUCCAUUUACUUCCCCAAAUGUUCCACCUCCUCCAGGCCCUGUGAUGUCUGCUCCACCGAUGGGGCCGCCAACCACCGGAUUCAGUGCUCAUGCGGCAUAUGACAUCACUCGCGGACAUGCCGGACGCACGCCACAGACUCCGCUGAUGCCCAGCUUCACCAGUGUGCCACCCAUGCCAGGUGUGGUUUCAAAUCCAAUGAUGCAGCAGCCAGUGAUGUCGGGUGGGUUAGAGGUUGCCUCGCCGAUUACUUUCCCAGAGGAUCAUGACGAUCCCAGAGUUGUACAAAACAACGCUGCUGGAGGUGGAAUAUGGGGCUUCAUUAAGGGUGUGGCUGGUAACCCCAUGGUGAAGACAGUCCUGGACAAAACCAAGCACUCUGUGGAGUCUAUGAUCACCACGUUAGAUCCUGGAAUGGCUCCAUACAUUAAAUCAGGAGGGGAUCUGGACAUUGUGGUGACCUCUGAUAAGGAGGUGAAGGUAGGAGCAGUGCGAGAUGCCUUCCAGGAGGUGUUUGGCAUGGCAUUGGUGACUGGAGAGGCAAGUCAAUCCAACAUUGCUCCUCAGCCACUGGGCUAUGCGGCAGGAGUCAAGGGGGCUCAGGAGCGAAUCGACAGUCUACGCCGAACUGCUGUAAUUCACGAGAAACAGCCUGUGGUCUCUGUGGAGAACUUCAUAGCAGAGCUUUUUCCAGACAAGUGGUUCGACAUUGGCUGUCUGAUCCUGGACGACCCUAGCAACGGCAUCCACAUCGAAACUUUCACACAGGCUACUCCUGUUGCUCUGGAACACGUACAGCAGGCUCAGUCUCUGACUCCUCCGGAUUACAGUCUGCGCUGGUCUGGUCUGCUCGUGACCAUAGGCGAGGUUUUAGAGAGGACCGUGCCCAACGUUAGCCGUACAGACUGGCACCAUGCCUUCACCGGAAUGUCCCGUAGACAGAUGAUCUACAGCGCUGCCAAAGCUCUGGCGGGCACAUACAAACUUCAGCUUCCCCGAAGGAUGGUAUAAGAUGAUCUAAACAAUCCGACUCUGCUCUCACACCACUGCCUGACGGAAAGCGGCGCUUUUGUGAGCGUCUCAGUAGGGAAAGAGUCAUCGACUAAUAUUUAAUUCGAGACAUAGAGUGCAGCGGAGUUGCCCAAGAAUUCUGAGCAGGGUUGGUCCAUCUUUUAUGCACAUAUAUUAAAACAAGUUUACCAACAUUACAGUGGUGUAAUAAGACUUCUAUAUGUGAUAGAAUUUAUUAGACCCUGACAAUCUCAUAUGUGGUUAGAGGUUAUCGAUGGGUUUAUAGAUACUUUGGAAAAGGAGCAUGGUGAGAUCAAACUGAAAUUAGGACCUUAAUAACAGACACGUUCAUGCGAAAUUCAAGUACAAAUACCAAAUACUGGUACCAGUUUCUUUCUUGAUACAUGAGCAAGUGUGCCAUGUAACAUGACAGAAAAAAACAAAACA
This is a messenger RNA of Clarias gariepinus (North African catfish), 1909 nucleotides long. It is a transcript of the gene prrc1, whose product is annotated as proline-rich coiled-coil 1. The record is from RefSeq and is a predicted model, not a curated record. The transcript has 9 exons. Gene Ontology annotation, molecular function: protein kinase A regulatory subunit binding. The coding region runs from base 140 to 1462 and encodes 440 amino acids. Gene Ontology annotation, cellular component: cytoplasm. NCBI's taxonomy places the organism in Eukaryota, Metazoa, Chordata, Actinopteri, Siluriformes, Clariidae. Gene Ontology annotation, biological process: activation of protein kinase A activity.